AUGAAAUGCUUCUUCAUAGUAGAUGCCCAAAACGACUUCCUCCCCAAAGGGUCGUUCAACUCUCGAGACGAUUACAUGGACGCACUGAACAAAAUUAACGCCAUAAGACUAAGGCUACACAACUGCACAGAAAAGGACCUAAUGAAAUUAAACAACUGCAAACACAUGAUGCAGUAUCAACCGAAUAAAUUGUUAAAGGAAAAUAUCGUCCACUAUCACCAGUGCAGCCAUGAUAUUGAUGAUGACCAGAGGGUAGGGGACAUUCUUCUCUUCCCAUGCGAUGAUAGGAUGGUGACCAAUUGCUCCAAUGGAGUGAGCGCCCUAAACGUUUGCAGCGGAUUACAGAAGCAACCUGCACAGGGCACAGUGAACCAAGUUGGCGACGUGUCCAAUCACAGCGGCUGUGCAGACACGCCGCAAUAUACCACACCCAACGACGCAAACAACGUUACACUACUAAACAGUACAGAAGACAGCAACAACGGAGCAAGUGCAAAUUUUACUCUGAAUAUAUUAUCCGUGGACUACCACCCGCAGCAUCAUAUUUCCUUUGCAGAAACGCACAGAAAUGUGUUUGAGCAGAUAAGCAAAAAUGGCGGCAUCAAAAAGAGCAGCGCAAUCUUGAAUGGGGUAACCCAAGUACCGUCUCACACUGAAGGCGAUGGGUUAGCAGUAUUUGAGGGGGAAGCUGCAUGCGACGACGACGGUAUGCUUCGCCAUGAUGAUGGUGAUGAAGGGGAGGUUCAGCACGAACUACAGGCAGACCUGCUACAAUCUGCGUUCCUGGAGAAACAUAAAAUUUUGAACCUGACUGAUGUGAUGAAGAAUAUAAACAAUAUCAAGUCGACGAGGUACAUUUACAAAAAUGUUAAUUCCGUUAGUGACAUAAAGGAAUACAGCAAGCUAAAUUUUCUGAACCAAUCAAUAGAUGUGUGGCCAGUCCACUGUGUGCGGAACACCUGGGGGUGCAAAAUACACCCCAAUCUUAUUAGGCACAUAAACGAUAUUGUAAUUAAGAAGGCCGACACGGACAACCACGACAGUCAUACUAUUUUUGAAAACAGUGAGAUAAACGAGAAAAUUUUAAAACUGCUCAAUGGACUCAAUAUAAAAUCUGUUUACAUUUGCGGGUUCAUAUUUGAGUACUGCGUAAAGGAAACUGCUUUAUCUUUUUUGAAUUUGGGGUUCGAUACCUACAUUGUGGAGGACGCAACGGCAUACUUGUUCGGACGGGAGGAGGAUAAGGACUACUUGAAGGAGAAGGGCGUCAAGUUUGUGAACUCGUCCACCAUGUUCGCUUGA
Plasmodium fragile is the source of this 1302-nucleotide messenger RNA. RefSeq lists its product as uncharacterized. The transcript has a single exon. Bases 1 to 1302 code for a protein of 433 amino acids. NCBI's taxonomy places the organism in Eukaryota, Apicomplexa, Aconoidasida, Haemosporida, Plasmodiidae. The record is from RefSeq and is a predicted model, not a curated record.